AGCUACAACAAAUUGCCGCUCAGCACGCUCACUGCUCUCACAGCGCUCCGAGCACAGCAGCAACUGUUGCUGGCGCUCAGCUGAGAGCGCUCGCUGCCCAUAUAUAUUUUGAGGCGUUGCGGUCGACGCACACGACAGUUGUGCUUGAAACGCUUCGUAGUGAAGAUCGUGCUCGAUCAACGCGCGGAAAAAGAAACGAAAUCAGAAACAUAUACAAAUUCAUCGAGAAAUUACAAUUUGUUUAAACCAAAAAGCAAAGCAACAGGAAUACAAAAUCAAUGUAAACGCAAGAGAUCCAAAGAAAUUGGAUUUGCAUGUGGAAAAAAAAAACGAAAAAGAAAUUUUUUUUUAGAAAUUUUUGUUCAAUAUCGACGACGAGCUUCGCGCGUAAAUUAGCAAGCGUUUGCAAGAAACAAGCUACAAUAAAACUAACAGCAACAACAACAACAAAAGCAACUACAAAUAAAUUGGAAAAUAAAAAAGAAGAAGAAGAGUGCAACGUGUAAAACAAGUGAAAUUUUUGUUAGUGCAUGUGUCUCAAAAAGUCACAAGCAACGCACAGAAAUAAAAUGCAACAAGUGACUCUCAAACUGUAAAGUGAUGUACGUGCAACAAAUACAACAACAACAAAUAGAAAAACUAAAACAAGAGACAGAAGUGUUAAUAAUCGACGAGCAACAACAAUUGUUGGUAGCGUAAAGAAAUGGCCAUUGAUUUCCUCAUCUUGGCCCUGCUGCUCAUCUCGUUCAUCAUCAAUCUGCUGGCGCUGUGCGCAUUCUGGAUAACGCCGGGACUGCGCACCACAGCGAAUCGCUUCACCAUCAAUCUGCUGAUCAUCAAUCUGAUUGGCUGCUGCAUUCUGGCACCGACUCUGUUCCUCAGCGGCAUUAAGAGCUUCUCCGGGCAGGAGCAACAGCUGGUUGGCCGCAAUGCGGCCGGCGACAGCAUUGAGUUCUACUCGAAGCCGGGCAACCAUCAGCUAACCAUUCGCCGUCAUGGCCAACUCGUGGAGCAGGACGGCAUUGUGGUGCGCCGCAACAUCACCACCACCAACAGCAGCAGCGGCGGCGGCAGCAAUGACAGCUCCGGCGAUACCAUAGAGAUGAUCUACAAGUGCAAUGCCACGUAUUGCCGCGAGCUGACCAUCGAUGAGCGUGGAGAUGGCGGCAUUGUCAUCACGGAGACGGAAACUCAGGAGGAUAAUCUGAGUGUGCCGGUGCACAGUAGCUUCUCGCUGCCAGCGGUGCAGCUGCGUUGCUGGUCCAUCGAUAUGACUGCCGCACUGGGCGCCCUGGCGGUGCUGCUGGUGGUGGGCGACACGUGGUGCGCGGUGACCGACCCGCUGCGCUAUCACAGUCGCAUCUCGGGCGUCAAGACAUGGGUGUUCAUCACGCUCACCUGGGCGGUGGGCAUACUGUUCGGUGCGCUGUCCGCGUUUCGUGUGCUCGACUUCGAGGCGGACACGCUGCUCAGCAGGCAGCGGCGCCUGGCCGCCACCUACUUCAACAUCAGCAGCACGAACAGCAUCUUCGACGUGAUCUAUGCGUGCGUGUACUUCAUCGUCAUCAUCCUGCUGCCCUUCGGCUUUGUCUGCGGCAUGUACUGGCGCAUCUUCAGCGAGGCGCGCGGCAAUGGGCUGCGCAUGAGGCAGAACGGCUCCUCGCCGCUGCUGCAGAGCGCCCUCAAUCUGACCAACCAUGCCCAGGCCGCGCCCGCCGCGAACUACACGAACAGCCUGUGUGUGCACAGACAUUCCAUAUCCUCGGCCAGCUCACACGGCGGCGUCACCGGUGGCCUCCAGAUGCAGAUCGAUCAUCGGGCGCCGCGCAGCUCGCCGAGCUGUCUGCGCCGGGACUCGGCCGCCAAGGUGCUGCUGCCCACGAUCUCGGACGAUGGCUCCGACGUGGAUGUGGAGAGCAACCAUGGCGGCAUGCCGCUGAUGAGCGUGCCCGAGCAGUCGCUGGCCGAUCGCAACCAGAACAUCUUGCUGACACUGCAAACAGCCAGCGGGGAGAUCAAGCGCAACUACUCGGCCAGGCAGCUGCCCCUGCUGGGCACGUCGUCGCAGGAUCUGCGCGAGCUGCAGCGCGUGCAGGGCAUCCGGCAGGUGCACAGCUCGCCCAAUCUGCACAAGUACACGGAGUUGCCGCAGGAUUUGCUGGGCGAGGAGUGCAGUUCGCCCCACCUGCUGCACGCCCAUCGCCAGCAGGAGCAGCCGCAGCUACAGCAACACCUGCAGCAGCAGCAGCAGCAGCCAUUGCCGCCUCAGCAGCAUCAGCAGCAGCACACCCACUUCAGCACUGCACGCCAGCAGGCGGCAGGAGGAGGACAUGCGCUGCAAAUUCCCGCCAUUCACGCCUCCCCGAAGGCUCUCAGCUACAUGAGCUCGCUGCGCCAUCGGCUGAGCAAUGCCAGCUCCCUGUUCAAGUAUCGGGAGGAGUCGCGCGCCGCACGCAUCAGCAUCCUGGUCGUGGUCAUGUUCGUGGUCUCCUACCUGCCCUAUGGCCUGCUCGUGCUGCUGCAGUCGCGCCUGUCCGCCGCGAACUUCACCGGCUCCACUCAGCUGGCCAUCUUCAUGAUCCUGCUGGCCAAUCUCAGCUCGCCCUUCAUCUUCGCCUACCGCAACAAGCGCGUGCGGCGCGGCGUCAAGCGCCUCUUCGGCCUGGACUCGGCCAGCGCACUCCAGCGCCAUCCCAGCAGCAGCAUGAAGACCAACGGCAACAGCGCAACGGCCGCCAGUGCACCUCAGCUGCAGCGCAACAGCAGCAAAUUGUCGCAGUACAGCAGCAACAGCUGCCGGUAUCUGACGCCGCAGAGCUCGCUGGCCAGCCAGUGCCAGACGGCGACGCCAGUGCACACGACGCUGACGCUUCGGCCGAACAGCAGCUGCAGCACCAUCAUCAACUUCGGCGGCCACAACAACAACAAGGGCUCCGCGGACUCGGAUGAGGUGCCCUCGCUGGAGGCAACGCCGCCGCCGGCCCCGCGCCAGGCCCGGCCCAAGCUGCAGCGCGGCAUCACGAUCGUGGAGCACAUCCAUAUAGCCAGCUCGCCGACCAAGUUCCAGUCGCGGCGCAAUCUGCUCGACAUGUUCUUUCGGGGAUCCAGGAAGCUGCAGUCGGACUGCGCGCAGUCGAUGCCCACGGAGGUCUAGACAAACUAGCUCUAAGUAACUACUAAACUAGUAAACAUUGAUUUGCUUGCUGAAGAAUUCGCAGAACAGUAUUCGUAACUCAUAAGUUUAGCAACACUAAGCCAAAAACAACAACAAAAACAACACAAAGAAACACAAAUAUUAAUAUUAUGCUCUGCUAGAAGCUUCUCAUGCCAAAAACAAAACAAAAAAUGAUAUAUACUAAAAAAUUUCACACAAUUAUUAAAUAUGCAUAUGCUUGUAAAACUGUGAAAAGCAAAGGCAGACAGCUAUAAGUACCUUGUAAAACAUUUAUCCAGCUAGAUAACAACUUAAAAUACAAAGAUAGCAACAACUGUGUACAAGUCUCAGCAAAAAAGAAACAAGAAUGCAAAAUUUUAAAACAGUCUUUAACAAAUUAAGUAAAUAGCUUAGAUGUUAUAUCAAAACGGGAAUCAAGCAGCCAAUUUCGAGUACCUAACAAAAGAACAGCUAAACAUAUGAAUAUAGUAUAUAUAUAUAUACACU
Molecule: messenger RNA, 3661 nt
Organism: Drosophila navojoa
Lineage: Eukaryota; Metazoa; Arthropoda; Insecta; Diptera; Drosophilidae
Biological process (GO): positive regulation of MAPK cascade; adenylate cyclase-activating adrenergic receptor signaling pathway
Cellular component (GO): plasma membrane
Molecular function (GO): octopamine receptor activity
Source: RefSeq, a predicted model, not a curated record